Molecule: messenger RNA, 1590 nt
Organism: Toxorhynchites rutilus septentrionalis
Lineage: Eukaryota; Metazoa; Arthropoda; Insecta; Diptera; Culicidae
Product: chitinase-3-like protein 1
Exons: 5
Coding region: 111-1523 (470 amino acids)
Biological process (GO): chitin catabolic process; carbohydrate metabolic process
Cellular component (GO): extracellular region
Molecular function (GO): chitin binding; chitinase activity
Source: RefSeq, a predicted model, not a curated record
AAACGGAAUCCAUCGUUGGUAUGAGUUAGGAAUUUCUCCCAACAAGUCACUGCUGUUCCAGGAAGAGUGCGAAUAGUUUUAAGAUCAGUCUAAAGGUGAUACGCGUUAAGAUGGAGCCUAAGUCAUUGCUUGUUCUAUCACUGCUGGCAUUAUUCAUCAAUAUAGUUUUUGCUGACAAGAAAAUUGUAUGUUACGUCGGAACUUGGGCGGUCUACAGACCUGGGCUAGGUCGAUUCGACAUUGAAAACAUCAACCCAUUCCUGUGUACUCAUUUGAUUUACGGAUUCUUCGGGAUAAAUGAAGACGGAUCAAUACGGAUAAUUGACCCAUAUCUGGAUUUGGAAGAAAACUGGGGACGAGGUCAUGUAAAACGAUUCAAUGCACUCAAGUCGGUGAACCCCUCGCUGAAAACAAUGGCCGCGGUGGGUGGUUGGAACGAAGGAUCCAGGAAAUUUUCACUCGUAGCUGCAAGCUCAACGGGAAGACGUCGGUUCAUUGAAGACAGCAUUAGCUUUUGCAAGAAACACAAUUUUGAUGGCGUCGAUUUAGAUUGGGAAUAUCCAGGACAACGAGAUGGGAAUGAGGCGAUCGAUAAAGAAAAUCACGCGGUAUGGCUGCAGGAAAUCAGGAGCGCAUUCGAUCGCGAAGGAUUACUCCUCAGUGCGGCAGUGGCCUCAGUUGAAUUCUCCGCAGCGAAAUCCUAUGAUAUACCACGUGUUUCCGCGUCACUUCAUUUCAUAAACGUGAUGACAUACGAUAUGUACGGUGCGUGGGACAACCACUGUGGUCUAAAUGCACCUAUGUACGAAUGGUCGACCGGUACGAAUGUCACUGAAAAGCAGUUGAAUGUGAAUGCUAGCAUACAUUAUUGGCUUUCACAAGGUGCCCCAAAAGAAAAAUUAGUAAUGGGUAUUCCACUGUACGGAAGAUCCUUUACGCUGGCCAAUGCCGGAAAUAAUUUCAUUGGUGCUCCCGCUAGCGGACCUGGUAUUGCUGGUCCCUACUCAAGGGAACUUGGUGUGAUGGGAUACAAUGAGUUGUGUGAGGCAAUGUUGACCCAACAGUGGCAGAUUCAUUUUGACGAUGAACAAUUUGGGUUCUAUGCAACCAAGGGAAACCAAUGGGUUGGGUAUGAUAAUCCAACUACAGUUGCCGCCAAGGUACGCUAUCUCAUGGAAUUGGAUUUAGGUGGAGUUAUGGUGUGGUCACUUGAAACUGACGAUUUUCGCGGAGUAUGUAAUGAGGGGACUAACGUUCUAAUGAAUACCAUCUAUGAAAAUCUUCACAACGGUUUGGAACCCCCAACCACGAUCUCAACUACGUCUGCAACUAAGGAACCUAAUCAAUGCUCGGAAGAAGGAAUGUUCCCGGACCCAGAGGCGUGUGAAAAGUAUUACAUUUGUACUGCUCACGGUAAUCGACACGACUUUACGUGCCCAAGCGGAUUACACUUUGACCCGGUGCACAAAGUUUGCAAUUGGCCUGAGUUAGUGAACUGUGUACCAACUUUUUACUACAGAUAAUUUCAACACAUAUUUAUAAUCUUUGAAUAAAACGACGCAAAAUGCUGAACAAAGCAUUUGGUUCAUG